UGUGAGUUUGCGCGUGAGUUAGGCGCUGCUGAUGUGCUGAGUGUGUUGGAUGAUGGCUGCGUCUAAGCCCCUAGAGCCACAGUCCGGGAGUGGGCUCCCCCGCUGGCAGCUGGCACUUCUCGUAGGGACUCCUAUCGUCCUCGGAGUCGGAGCGGUGUACCUCUGGAACAGAAGCCGUGGCAAGGACAAGCAAGGGAAACGGAAUGGAGAGAGGAAAACUCCCGAAGGAAGCGCUAGCCCCGUCCAGGGCCAGAUCGGUGCGACCAACCCAGAGCUAGAGAAUAUGAGUCCGCUUGAUAGAGCACAGUCUGCUAAGAAUAAGGGCAACAAAUACUUUAAGGCUGGAAAAUAUGAGCAGGCGAUCCACUGCUACACAGAAGCCAUUGGCCUGUGCCCCAAAGAACAGAAGGGAGACCUUUCCACCUUCUAUCAGAAUAGAGCUGCAGCCUAUGAGCAACAGAUGAAAUGGACAGAGGUGAUACAGGACUGUUCUCAGGCAGUGGCGUUGAAUCCUCUCUAUGUGAAAGCCCUUUUUAGACGUGCCAAAGCACUGGAAAAACUGGAUAACAAGAAGGAGUGUCUAGAAGAUGUGACUGCUGUAUGUAUUCUGGAGGCCUUCCAGAACCAGCAGAGCAUGCUACUGGCAGACAAGGUGCUGAAACAGCUGGGAAAAGAGAAGGCCAAAGAGAAGUACAAGAACCGGGAGCCCCUUAUGCCAUCUCCUCAGUUCAUCAAGUCCUACUUCAGCUCCUUUACCGAUGACAUCAUCUCACAGCUGCUACAGAAGGGGGAAAAGAAGGAUGAGGAUAAAGACAAAGAGGGCGAGGCCUCAGAGGUCACAGAAAGCUCAAGCUACCUUAAGGCUAAGCAGUAUAUGGAGGAGGAGAACUAUGAUAAGAUCAUCAGCGAGUGCACAAAGGAGAUUGAGUCUGGAGGCAGGUACACAGCUGAAGCUCUUCUGCUGAGAGCCACCUUCUACCUGCUGAUUGGCAACGCUACAGCUGCACAGCCUGACCUCGACCGUGUCAUCAACAUGAAUGAUGCCAGUGUCAAGUUGCGUGCUAAUGCUCUCAUUAAACGUGGAAGCAUGUACAUGCAGCAGCAGCAACCCCAGCUCUCCACACUGGACUUUAAUAUGGCUGCAGAGAUUGAUGCCGAUAAUGCAGACGUCUACCACCACAGGGGACAGUUGAAAAUUCUGCUGGAUCAGGUGGAGGAGGCUGUUGGAGAUUUUGAUGCAUGUAUAAAGCUUCGACCAGACUCUGCGCUUGCUCAGGCCCAGAAGUGUUUUGCAUUGUACCGACAGGCCUACACUGGAAACAACCCAUCCCAGGUUCAGAAAGCUAUGGAUGGCUUUGAGGAUGUCAUUAGGAGGUUUCCAAUGUGUGCAGAGGGCUAUGCUUUGUAUGCACAGGCACUGACGGACCAGCAACAGUUUGGUAAGGCAGAUGAAAUGUAUGACAAGUGUAUUGAACUAGAGACUGACAAUGCCACAACAUAUGUCCACAAAGGGCUAUUGCAGCUCCAGUGGAAACAGGAUCUAGAAAUGGGCCUUGAUCUCAUAAGCAAAGCCAUUGAAAUUGACAACAAAUGCGACUUUGCUUAUGAAACUAUGGGAACCAUUGAAGUCCAAAGAGGCAACCUGGACAAAGCUAUUGACAUGUUCAACAAGGCUAUCAACUUGGCUAAGUCAGAGAUGGAGAUGGCCCAUCUCUAUUCUCUGUGUGAUGCUGCUUAUGCCCAGACCGAGGUAGCAAAGAAGUAUGGACUCAAGCCUCCCACACUAUAACUCUGGGUUUCUUCCAUCAGACUGUAUUGGAGGACUGAAAAGUGGCUCAGAAAAUGAUGGGGUAAUGGCGUAUGGAGCAGCAAAAGCAAAAAAAAAAAAAAAAAAAAAAAAAGAUUAAAAGAGAA
This is a messenger RNA of Xyrauchen texanus (razorback sucker), 1914 nucleotides long. RefSeq names its product mitochondrial import receptor subunit TOM70-like. NCBI's taxonomy places the organism in Eukaryota, Metazoa, Chordata, Actinopteri, Cypriniformes, Catostomidae. The coding region runs from base 50 to 1789 and encodes 579 amino acids. The transcript is spliced from 12 exons. The record is from RefSeq and is a predicted model, not a curated record. Gene Ontology annotation, molecular function: protein binding.